Messenger RNA from Hordeum vulgare subsp. vulgare (domesticated barley), 378 nucleotides. RefSeq names its product non-specific lipid transfer protein GPI-anchored 1-like. Gene Ontology annotation, biological process: systemic acquired resistance. The record is from RefSeq and is a predicted model, not a curated record. The coding region runs from base 1 to 378 and encodes 125 amino acids. The transcript has 2 exons. Gene Ontology annotation, molecular function: fatty acid binding. NCBI's taxonomy places the organism in Eukaryota, Viridiplantae, Streptophyta, Magnoliopsida, Poales, Poaceae.
AUGAGAUCCCUGGUCUCGGUGUCCGCGGCCGCGCUGAUCCUGGCCGCCGUCCUCGCCACGGCGCCGCGGCUGGCGGGGGGCAAGGGCGAGUGCGGCGCCACCCCGCCGGAGCAGGAGGCCCUGAAGCUGGCGCCGUGCAUAGCGGCGGGGAAGGACCUGGACUCCAAGCCUUCGGACCGCUGCUGCGCGGCGGUGAAGGAGAUCGGGGAGAGGAGCCCCGAGUGCCUCUGCGCGGUGCUGCUCUCCAACAUCGUGCGCCGGGUCGGGGUCAAGCCGGAGGUGGCCAUCACCAUCCCCAAGCGCUGCGACCUCGCCGACCGCCCCGUCGGCUACAAGUGCGGCAACUACACCAUGCCCAGCCUGCAGCUGAAGGACUGA